Messenger RNA from Poeciliopsis prolifica (blackstripe livebearer), 1844 nucleotides. It is a transcript of the gene tfcp2l1, whose product is annotated as transcription factor CP2-like 1. Gene Ontology annotation, cellular component: nucleus. The transcript is spliced from 11 exons. Lineage: Eukaryota; Metazoa; Chordata; Actinopteri; Cyprinodontiformes; Poeciliidae. Gene Ontology annotation, molecular function: RNA polymerase II cis-regulatory region sequence-specific DNA binding; DNA-binding transcription activator activity, RNA polymerase II-specific. Gene Ontology annotation, biological process: regulation of transcription by RNA polymerase II. The record is from RefSeq and is a predicted model, not a curated record.
AUGGAGACCCAACAGACCAGCACCAUCCAAGGGAUCUUCAGAGCUCAGUUAACAUCACUGACUCAACUGGAGCCUUGUCUCCUCCACCUUGUCUCCUCCACCUUGUCCUCCAGGGACGCCCUGGCGCCCUUCCUGAGGACCGAGGAGGCGCGGCUGCGGGUGGACGGCGGCGCCUUGCGCCCGUCCUUCCACUGCGUCCUCUGCGCUGCCACGUCUCCGGCCGUCAAGCAGCAGGAGGAGACGCUGACCUGAACCAAGGUACCGUUUUCUUUAAUGUUUUCAAAUGUAGGUCAGUCCUAUGAAAUCCGUCUGCUUAACAGAAAGCUAGUGGAGGAUUCAGAUAGAAGCAGCAGGUAUGUGAAGAGCGUCGUCCGCGUCGUGUUUCACGUCCGCCGGCUGCAGUACAUGGAGCACCAGCAGCUGGAGGGAUGGAGGUGGAACCGGCCCGGAGACCGGAUCCUGGACAUAGACGUUCCGCUGUCGGUCGGGAUCCUGGAGCCGCAUUCAGACCCGCUGCACCUCAACACCAUCCACUUCCUCUGGGAUCCCUCGAAGAACGCUUCCAUCUUCAUCCAGGUCCACUGCAUCAGCACCGAGUUCACCCCCAGGAACCACGGCGGGGAGAAGGGCGUCCCAUUCCGCAUCCACGUGGACUCCUUCGCCUCCAACGACCACGGGGAAUACGUGCAACACGUUCAUUCAUCCAGCUGCCAGGUCAAGGUCUUCAAGCCCAAAGGAGCCGACCGCAAGCUGAAGACAGACCGGGAGAAGAUGGAGAGGAAGACGCCUCAGGACCGGGACAAGUACCAGCUGUCCCAUGAGACCACCCAGCUGAAGGAGUGCUCCCAGUGGCCUGAAAGCUUGAACCUGAGCAGCAACAGCAGCGCUCCGUCACCCGGCUGCCUCGCCUCGCCCUGCGGCUUCACGGACGGCAACUGUUCUCCGAAGCAGCAGGCGGAGCUGUUCAUGCCUGGCGGCUCCGACCAUCUUCUGCCGUCGUCGUCGCCGCAGGAAGUUCAGCAGUGGCUGCAGCGCCACAGGUUCUCGCCUCUCUCUAGGCUCUUCUCCAGCUUCUCAGGAGCAGACCUGUUGAGGAUGAGCAGAGAGGAUCUGACCCAGAUAUGCGGUCCGGCUGACGGCAUCCGGCUCUUCAACACCGUGAAGGGAAGGUGAGGCGCCGAGAUGAGCUUCUUCACCCAGAGAUGUCGGAUAAAAACUCGUCACCUGGAGAAAUGACCGACAUUCCAAUCGAUACCUGGAAAACAUUUUCACAAUCCGUACAGUCCAACAGAACCCAACGGGUCCAAAUGUAAUCCCACCAGCCCGAUUGGAGCAUCUGUCGAAACAGUCCAUUUGUGGUUCCAUUUAGUCCAUAAAGAUUGAAACCUUUGGACCCAAUAGGUUCUAUUGGACCCAGUUUAGUCAGAUUCAGGCUGAAGCACAGAAACCACUCGCUUCUCAUGUGAGGAACCUCCAUGUGGCUUUGGGACCAGCUGGUCGGGUUUCACAUUAGACAUUUCCUUCCUGUGAAGGAAAAAAAGGAGAAUUAAAUAUCCUCCUUUCGCCAAGUCCCAAAAAAAUAAAACAUUCCAAAAGUAUCAACAGAAAGGUGGAUCUGGUGAAAACGGAGCAGCAGGGGGCCGACCCGACACAGGGCCGUCAAGCCCCUGCUACCAAAGGACAAUAAUCUACUGAAACAAAAGAGUCAAAAACAGGACAACCCGUCUCACCAGGACAAAAUGACCCAAAAACAAACAACUAACAAAAAUACCCAACAGCAGGCUGGACGACAUGCGGCCUGCAGCCGCUGGAAACGUGCGCGCCUCGUCAGGACGCAUUCUAGG